UCUCAUUUGACUUGUGAGUAUGGAGGAUUUUAUCCUUAGUAAGCACAGAGUGCCAGCGAAUUUACACUGAUGCUUCAAUUAAAUCUGAAUUCUGAAGAUAAAGGAAAUAAGGACCCUGUGAAAACUAAGAUCGUCGCCCUCCUUUUUAUAGCUUUUCUAAGGAACAAGAGUGUAUGUCUUGAUGCACGCUGCAGCUAAACUUCUUAAUGUACUCUGAGGUCGGUCACCUGAGAGAGGAGCAAGGCUUUUGAACGGGGUGGUCGCACGUGUUCUGUGCGAGGCAGCAGCUGGAUAGGAGGGAACGAUGCUGUGUGGAUGCUGAUGGGGGGAAGCUGGAGUGCGAGAUUGUACCUUGUUAGGCAGAAGAGAAUAAAAGAUGGAGAUUUGUUGACCUGUGGGUGUUGAAAAGCUUAUAGGUCGCCACUUACUGACUUGGGCUUUGAGAAGACCGUUGGAGGAACCGCUGUCGGGACCCGUUGGGAUUCCUGAGCUACACGUGACAUGACCCGAUUCUUCUUUUCCCUUGUUAUUUAUGUCACUGCAAAGGGUCUGUAAGCACAAACAGACCAAAAGGGAACGCUGCGUUUGUAUUUAUGUAACGCAAGGGCCAGGAAUGUUCUGGUGCUACCAUCCACUUACUCCGGGGAUCUCUUCAAUUUGGUAACUGCAUUGCAAGAGGCAUGAGACUGAAGUGCUCACGCUGGCGCUGUUACCAUGGGUGAAGAUGGACGUUUCGGGAUACUUCAGACUACCUGUCUGUCCCCUGGUAAUUAUAGAAUGUAUGCUGGAAGCUCCUCCUUCGAAGAUGUAUUUAUGCAAAAAUUCUCAGGCUUGGCUCGUUCUUCUGGUGUCUCCAGCGAAGGUCCUCGUGAGCCGCUCCGGCAGAGACAGGGACUGCUCAGCUGCUGUGCCGUGGCGGAUCCUGCAACCGGCGGUGCAGCCGUGGCCUCUAGCCUGGGCACGCUUCUGCCGUGAGCCAGGCCAUGGACUUUGGACAAGGGAAAAACUAAAGAGUGUUUCAGUGACAUGGAGAGAAGAAGGAGAAAAAGGUCCUGCGCGUGGGCUCAGACAGCCUGGAAGCGCCGGCAGCAGUCAGCAGGAGGAGAGUGUCGCCGGGAUGUGCCGCUGCAAGGCCGAGAUAACCCAGCUCCUCGUCUUGCCCUUGGCUGCUAGGGUCUGCGUGCAGGCGGAGCUCUCCUGGCGCGGGGCGCUGCACAACGCCAUGCGCAGCCGUACCCCGAUGGCCGAGCGGAGAAAUCUGCGCUGCCGUGCUGUACGCUCGGUACGAGACACGUUUCUGGAUCAGUAAUCUAUCAUAAUUUUGUUGGACAGAAGGGAGUAGCACCAGGUUUCUUUCUUCUGGAGGAGAGAGAUUUUGAUUAAUUUUUCCCCUUCUCUUCAGGGUUAGCACUUUGCAUUAUAUAUGUUUCAAGGCAGGGAAAUUGCUUGCUUGACAGCUGUGGAUAAAACAUGAAACUUUAGAUAAUGUUUUAAAUUCACCA
Struthio camelus australis is the source of this 1502-nucleotide messenger RNA. RefSeq lists its product as uncharacterized. NCBI's taxonomy places the organism in Eukaryota, Metazoa, Chordata, Aves, Struthioniformes, Struthionidae. The record is from RefSeq and is a predicted model, not a curated record.